AUACCUUUGCUUCUGUUCUUGCAGUUUGCACAGUCCCCGUAAGAGUUGGUUCUGGCUGCAGGGAUCUAAAGACUAGACAGCUAAUCUAAAUUAAACAUCCCAUUCCAGCCGUAGCCCGUGGAGAGUGACAGUCCCCUGGGGACAUGAUUCAUCCCAGUGGACUCAGAAUUUAUCGUCUGAAUGGGCUGGUUCACACUUAGGCAUGGCUCUCUCUCAGUUGACUACAGCCCAGUGAUUAUUAGAGAGCAGACAUUUAGCUUUUAGACUUAAUUUAGCCUGGUUGAAUUUAAUCUACCAGGUUUUUGUAACUUGUAGACAAAAGGGUAGCUGAUUAGAUCAACUGUCCAGCCAGUUCUUCAUUCUCUGGUUAGCCUCCGUGGAGUUUAUUAGCCCCGGGGUGAGUGAGCGGAAUGGGGUGGGGGAGGUCUGCGUUGCAGUCUGGGAACUCCUGUGUGCCUCCUGUGCACAACUUUUCAUGUACUGCAUUGCAUCCUGGGCAGUGCAUUCCCAACACAGCGUUUUAAAUGACGUAUUAAUGUCUGCCUGUAUUAUUUCUCCAAAAAUAGAUCCAUGGUGGUUUUGGGAAGCUAGAGUUAACUAAUCCCAAAAUACACAGCAUGUGGACAGUAUUGUCAUUCACAUAGCACCAGACUCCUGUGUGUGAAUGUUCCUUCCUAGAAGGAUUUAAAGGUUGGACUAGAUGAUCCCUGAGGUCCCUUCCAACCUGUGAUUCUGUGAUUUCCAGGGAAAUGCUAAAAGACCACAUGAGCUACUGCUCUUGUAGCCAGUGGUAUCUAAUGACAUGAGCUGUGCUAAGAUUCCUGCUGUGCUUCAUACAAACGCUGUUACCCUGUGACGUCAAAAAAGAUGGUGUUUUGGCUUCUCUGCCGGGUGUCAGUCUAGCAGAGCCUGUGGUCCCAAGAAAUGCUAAGGAGGAGCAUUAGCUAUGGUUCAGGGAUUAAUAAGUUUCUUGGCCAAGUCUGAUUACCCACCUGGGAUACUUGUAUUUCAUUAUAACUGGCACCAAGAAGCGUGUUUGAUUUGGAACAAAUUUCAUGCAGGAGCAAGUUUCAGCAUCUGCAUUUCCACUGUGAGUACAAUGAGGGACAAAACAGGUUAGAGCCUGCUUGGCUGAGGGUGGGGACCUCUCGGUAGGGAAUUCAGCACAUGAAUCAGCUCUUCUCCUUCCCUUUCCUUGUAACUGAUCUUCCUCCCCUUUCAAAAGGGAUACUCUAGGCACCAAGUAUCAGGUGUGUGACUGAGGAAGCCAAGUGAGGGAGCUGGGGAAAGCCGGCUCCUCCCCCAGCGUGGGAGGCUGUACCUGGUGAUUAAUUCCUGAGUGCGGGAGUGGAACUCAUGCUGAAUCCUGAAGGAACCUGUUGGAAGGAGCUCAGGAGUGCAAGAGGGCCUAAAGACUUGGGGUCAGACGGAGGACUAAUCCAGCUGGAGAGGCACUUCUAAGCAUCAACAGCUCCGGUCAUGUUCAAUUACCUAGCAGUAGAGGUGAGACCCCAGAUCCAUCGCAGCUAUGGGGGCCAGCAAGGGGUGUCUGGGCCACUGAAGAGCCGCCUAGAGCAGCUGAAGAAGCCAUGGUGGAGGGAGCCUACCCCACUGGUGCUCCAGCACAGUGAAACAGCCAGGCUUGCCGUAGACGCCUUUCUUGAGCAGGGGGAACAUGGCUACCUGAGUGCAAUUGCUGAGGAACGGGAGCUGCCUUUUCUUUCCACCCUGGACAAGGAAUAUAUGAGCCAUCAAAGAAACCAAAUCUUUCCAGAUCCCAGUGCAAUGAAAGACAAAGACGCUGAGCCUGGCGACGCAGACCUUGGAGACAGGUCCUCCCUCAACUCUGAACUAACGUCUGGCACCUACUUCCCACUCAUGUCUGAUGUGCACCCUCCAGUACUGGAGCUAGGGUGGCCAGGGACACCACUCCUCACGGUGUCUGGCCAGACUCAGGCCACUGUGAUUUUCCAAAGAAACAAAGCUAACAGCAUUAAGGAUUUGCUCCGGUCUCUGAUCAGCCGGGCACGGACGGUGAUAGCAAUUGUGAUGGAUCUGUUUACAGACAUGGAGAUACUGUGUGACCUGCUGGAGGCCUCAAGCAGACGGCGUGUCCCUGUUUACCUGAUCCUGGAUGAAGAUUACUUGAAGCAUUUUGUGGAAAUGUGCAAUAAAAUGAAUCUUACUCAGGACGACUUCCCAAACAUGUGCAUAAGAUGUCUGAGUGGAGACACAUACUACAGCAAAGCAGGCAAGAAAUUUGCAGGCCAGGUUCUGGAGAAGUUUAUCCUGAUUGAUUGUGACCAAGUUCUUGCUGGUACAUACAGUUUCACCUGGCUUUGCAGCCAAGUCCACACCAGCCUGGUGACCCACUUCUGUGGUCAAAUUGUUGCAGAGUUUGACAAGGAAUUCCGGUACUUAUAUGCAGAGUCCAGAGCAGUGACCAGUUUCCUUGUGCCAGAUCCUGGAAUGUGCCCCUCUUCUCAGAAUAUCUCAAAAGUUGCCAACUCCCUUUUAAAACCCACUCAGGUGAAUGAUGCUGAAACCUUGAGCCUCUCCAGCAGCCUUUCCAAUGUAAGCAUCAGAAGCAUAAAAAUAUCUCCCUUUCUGAAAAACUCCAGCUGCAAUGUACACCAGGAGAAGCAAGAUUCAAGCUCUGAUUCUGGUAAUAAGAAGGGGAAGGAAGACACACCUCUGAAGCCCGCUUGCCCUAAGCAGCAAGGAGAAUCACCAGACUCACAGAACAGUCCUCCAGAUAAAUCCACCCCAGCCUUGUAUCACAAAUCAAAUCUCAUUACAGCAAGGACAUUCUUGCAGCCAGAGCCUUCCCCUGCCCUAACCUCCAAUAAACCUAGUUAUCAAGGGGACAACAAGGCUAACAACAGCCACUGCUCCCCAGUAAGACAGGAACAGACAUUGCAAUCCCUUUCAGAGGGUGCCAGUAGCAAUGGGACAAACAUGAAACAGAAAGGGCCUGCUGCUACCUCCAGGGAACUGGCAGCAGAAAAUGACAGCACUUUUUAUUGUAUGGAGAAACGACGAAGUCCCAAACAAGGAAAAUUGGACCUGCUAUCCCCAUAUAACCAGCUACAACAAAAUAAAAAGCCUGUAGUUCCUUGCUAUGAUAAACUCACUGAGGACAUGCUGAUGGAAAAGAACAGUGCAUAUGGGGCUGAGAAGAGAAUGACUCUUGGGCACAGUAAGCUGGAUCUGAUCACCAAGUACAACAAGUUAAAAUCUAAACAUAUACACAGUCGGUUUGAACUCUGACCUGGGCCUUGAGGUGUCCUUUGGUCUUAUUUUCAAAGGGUUGCUUUUCCCCACAGAUCAUCAUACCUGGGGCUUGAAAUCAAAGUACAGAUGGCAAAUUAGUCUUGUUCCUAUUAAAAGGUGUCUGUGCUCUUUCUAAUAUAUGCAGAUGACUGAUUCAGAUGAGAUUAGCAAGUAAAGUUCAAAUUUUCAAUUACAAGAUUGUGGCCGGAGAGAGAAAAUGACAUAAACAUAAUCCACAUCUCUAUGUUCUUUUUUUACCCAUUUGGGAAAGAACCAUUUCCCCCAAAACUUACAGCAAAACCAUUGCUACAGCUGGAAACUGUUUGGCCACUGAAGUCUUCAGGGUGAACCCAAGUUCUCCUUGUACUAAGUGAUUCCUCUCCCUGUACCCAUGUGCUGAAAAAGAAAUGGUCAAAGGCAGGGUAAUGUUAAAAAUAAAUGAGCCGUUCUGC
Molecule: messenger RNA, 3725 nt
Organism: Phalacrocorax carbo (great cormorant)
Lineage: Eukaryota; Metazoa; Chordata; Aves; Suliformes; Phalacrocoracidae
Source: RefSeq, a predicted model, not a curated record